AUGAACCCUCUCGCUCGAGUUGGGCGCAUCCGCCCAUCCCUCCACUCAAUCGGUAUCACCAAACAACUUGAACAACGAGCAUGGAUUUCUCGCUCGGCAGCGAUGCCGGUGACUGCCAUUGAACGACAAUUGGAGUCAUCGUCAUCUUUGACAGCUUCGGGAAAGGUCCGCCGCGAGGUUCCUUUGCCCAGUCAGGAGAAGAAGGAAGGCGCAAUGCAAUAUGCACUGACUACACUUGAUCAGAUCGCCAACUGGGCUCGCCAGAGCUCAUUGUGGCCCAUGACUUUCGGUUUGGCAUGCUGCGCUGUUGAGAUGAUGCACUUGUCUACCCCCCGUUACGAUCAAGAUCGCCUCGGAAUUAUCUUUCGAGCUUCCCCCCGACAGUCCGAUGUCAUGAUUGUUGCCGGUACCUUGACAAAUAAGAUGGCCCCCGCUCUUCGACAGGUUUACGAUCAGAUGCCCGAUCCUCGUUGGGUUAUCAGUAUGGGAAGUUGCGCCAACGGUGGUGGAUACUAUCAUUACAGCUAUUCUGUCGUUCGUGGCUGUGACAGAAUCGUGCCCGUGGAUAUCUAUGUGCCUGGCUGCCCCCCAACCUCCGAAGCUCUUAUGUACGGCAUCUUCCAGCUUCAGAAGAAGAUGCGUCACACCAAAAUCACACGCAUGUGGUACCGACGAUAG
Molecule: messenger RNA, 678 nt
Organism: Talaromyces marneffei
Lineage: Eukaryota; Fungi; Ascomycota; Eurotiomycetes; Eurotiales; Trichocomaceae
Exons: 4
Coding region: 1-678 (225 amino acids)
Biological process (GO): mitochondrial respiratory chain complex I assembly; electron transport coupled proton transport; aerobic respiration
Molecular function (GO): NADH dehydrogenase (ubiquinone) activity; quinone binding; 4 iron, 4 sulfur cluster binding
Source: RefSeq, a predicted model, not a curated record